AUGAAAAAUCCCUUCCAUCUAACGCCCAGCGAAGCCGGCAAAAAGAUGGGCGUUGAAAAGAUGAUCGACUUCAAGGAUGUGAAGACGGAGCCGACGGUGUGCACGGCAUGUCACGACCCCAUCAGCGACCGGUACCUGCUGCAGGUGAGCCAGGCCAGCUGGCACGUCAGCUGCCUGCGCUGCUCCGUCUGCCUGGCCUCGCUCGAGCAGCAUCAGUCCUGCUUCAUCAAGGGCGACGACGUCUUCUGCCGCGACGACUACAUCAAGUCCUUCAGCGUGUCCUGCUCCAAGUGCACGCGCUGCAUCACCGCCUCUGACUGGGUGCGCCGCGCGCGCAACAACGUCUACCACUUGGCCUGCUUCGCGUGUGACGCGUGCAAGCGUCAGCUCAGCACCGGCGAGGAGUUCGGCCUGCACGACAACCGGGUGCUCUGCAAAGCGCACUACCAGGAGAUGCUGGACGGAGGCUGCACCAGCAAUGAUGAGAGCGAGGACGGCAAGACGGGGGCGCGGCACAAAUCGAAGCGGGUGCGGACCACCUUCACGGACGAGCAGCUGCAGAUCCUGCAGGCCAACUUCGAGCUCGACUCGAACCCGGACGGUCACGACCUGGAGCGGAUCGCGCAGGUCACCGGCCUCACCAAGCGCGUCAUCCAGGUCUGGUUCCAGAACUCGCGAGCCAGGCAGAAGCGAUACCAGAACGGCAUGAAGAUCAAAGACGCCGAUCUGGUGUGGUCGCCAGGUAGCUACGUCAGCCACCAGGGCCUGCCGGCCAGCCAGCGGCUCACACCGCCCAAGCUCGACUACCACCUCUCGUUCGCCGUGGCGCCCAGCUCAGACGUGGAGAGCUCCAACCCGGGUCUGCUGGAGCCCCUGAUGCACCUCGACCCGGAGGAGAAGAUCUAAGCAUCGGCCGAUGCGGUAGAUCCGGUGGAACAAGCUUUACUUCCCCGAGACAUUCCCAUACUCUGCGCUGCAUCAGUGUUCUCUCGGUGGCACCGGCUGGUAACGGCGAACCCCUGGUGGCCUGGCCUGGCCCGGAGUCCCACAUAGGCAUGCCGGCUGAAAUAUGGCAGCUCUCAUGGCCGGUGCUCUGUUCCGCUUUUGUGGAAAUGUCAGAAGUCCUGUGCAAGAAACCCCUGACGUAAGGGUCAAAUGUGAAGAAUGCAACAGCGUCGUCGCUCGUGAAAAU
Pollicipes pollicipes is the source of this 1192-nucleotide messenger RNA. It is a transcript of the gene Awh, whose product is annotated as LIM/homeobox protein arrowhead. NCBI's taxonomy places the organism in Eukaryota, Metazoa, Arthropoda, Thecostraca, Pollicipedomorpha, Pollicipedidae. The record is from RefSeq and is a predicted model, not a curated record. The coding region runs from base 1 to 906 and encodes 301 amino acids. The transcript is spliced from 6 exons. Gene Ontology annotation, molecular function: DNA-binding transcription factor activity, RNA polymerase II-specific; RNA polymerase II transcription regulatory region sequence-specific DNA binding. Gene Ontology annotation, cellular component: nucleus. Gene Ontology annotation, biological process: neuron differentiation; regulation of transcription by RNA polymerase II.